Molecule: messenger RNA, 1826 nt
Organism: Aaosphaeria arxii CBS 175.79
Lineage: Eukaryota; Fungi; Ascomycota; Dothideomycetes; Pleosporales
Exons: 4
Coding region: 353-1819 (488 amino acids)
Source: RefSeq, a predicted model, not a curated record
AUGCCGUGGCCGCGCAAGCAAACUCACUUACUCACCUACCUCCUACCGCUUCAACUACCUACCGUGUAGACUGAACUCCCUAAUCGCCUCACUGUCCGCCAAUUCGGUCUGAUCUUCUCCCUUCCCUCCACGACCACUCGACCUCGACUCCCAUCAUCGCACGUACUCUUAGAAAAGUGAAUAGCGACAGUAACAGAAAGUCCCUGGCGAAUUAGGCUUGCGACGGUCUUAACCCCCCUCCUUGGGGCUCGCGGCACAAACCUCCCGUCCAUCCUGGGAUCCGCCCACCGACGUCCAUGAUAACUUAUUCUUCCCUCAUCUCGCACGCAGCGACUCUGCUGCUCUCCGCCUCAUGAGAGUGGUCGAAAAAAUGUUAUUGCGCCGGCGAGCAGGCCGAACCGACACCCUCACUUACCUGCUAGCAUCCGCCUGCGCCCUCAUCGUCUUCCUCGUAUGCUCGAUCCUGUACGGCACCCGAUCCGACAAUCCUUCCCUGCCCACCCUCGUCAAGGAGGUCCUCCCUGCCGGACGCUGUCUCUGCCAGUACAGCACCGUCUUCACCUGCGACACCUGCCUCGAUUGCGCCGCGAGCCAAUCCGCCUUCUACGAGAACGCGACGAACCACAACAUCGGUUCCGAGGAGGAGAGAUGGGUCUUCCAGUACAGCCGUGAUUCACACAAUUACGGAUUGGACGAGGACCAAUGCCAUGUUGCAUUCCCGGGGUUGUUCGAGGACAUCGAGAGGGCGAAGAACCAGCGCACCGUGCUGGGCAAGGUGACGGAGCGACUGUUGUCGUCGUUUAAUCUAUCCAAGGGCAUGGUGCGUGCCAUGAUAUAUAACGGAGAGCUCUACGUCCUGCAGACCUACCUCGUCGACAACGUCAACCGCCAAAAGGCCCUCGCCGUCCUGGCCUCCCUCCACCGCGCCAUCACCUCCGCGCCCGUACAAGCCCCGAUCGAGAACGUCGAGUUCGUCUUCUCGGUAGAGGACCUCCCUGCCCAGCCGAACAAACCCAUCUGGACCCUUGCACGCCGUGCGCAGGACACUUCGCUAUGGCUGAUUCCGGACUUUGGCUUCUGGAGCUGGGACAUGCCGGAUCUGGGCACCUUUUCUGAGGUCGCAGACGAGGCGCGCCAGCGCGAGACGGUGGAGCCUUGGGACUCGAAGCGCGAGCGACUGGUUUGGAGGGGCAAGAUUAGCUUCGCGCCCAAGCUGAGGCGCGCUUUGCUAGAUGCUGCGAGGGGGAAGAGUUGGAGUGAUGUAGGGCAAGUGGCGUGGUCGACUCCCAACUAUAAGGACCAGUUCUUGGGUCCGGUGGACCAGUGUGGAUACAUGUUCAUUGCGCACGCCGAAGGGAGGAGUUAUUCCGGCGCUCUAAAGUACCGCCAACUCUGCCGUUCCGUCAUCGUCUCGCACAAGCUGCAAUGGAUCCAGCACCACCACUACCUCAUGCGCGCCACCGGCCCUCUCCAGAACUACGUCGAAGUCGAGCGCGACUUCUCCGACCUGAACAACGUCAUGCAGGACCUCCUGGCCCAUCCCGAGAAGGCGAAGCGCAUCGCCGACAACAGCGUCCAGACGUUCCGCGAGAGGUAUCUGACGCCCGCGGCUGAGGCAUGCUACUGGAGGGAACUGGUCAAGAAGUGGAAGGAAGUCAGCUUCGAUCCCGUCCUGUACGACGGAGUCGAGAUUGGCGAUGGCAGGUUGAAGAGGACACAGAAGAGGGGAGUCCGAUAUGAAACGUUCAUGCUAUACGAGUAUCCCAAACAGAUGGAGUACCCCAAAAGCGCGGAGAUGAGUCCUGCUAUUGGUCCCUGAGCUCGCC